Trichoplax adhaerens is the source of this 498-nucleotide messenger RNA. RefSeq lists its product as uncharacterized. The record is from RefSeq and is a predicted model, not a curated record. The transcript is spliced from 7 exons. The annotation marks the transcript as partial. NCBI's taxonomy places the organism in Eukaryota, Metazoa, Placozoa, Uniplacotomia, Trichoplacea, Trichoplacidae.
CUUUCUAAUAGCCAUGGUAGUCCUUCACGAGAACGUAGCAAUAGUAAUAAUGACGAUAAAAUGGCCAUGCUACAUACAAAAAGAAAAGUUUCGCUGAAUCCGAACGCUAUUAUCCCACCUAAAAAUACUAAUACUCCCUCAGCAAUGCAAUCACCUUCGAUUAAACGCUCAACCUCAAGUGAAAAUUCUGGAAAUACUCUGUUAGAGGUGGAUGAGUUUGACGCCAUUACCCCACCUAAAAAUACUAAUGCUUCCACAGCAAUGCAAUCACCUUCGCUUUCUAAUAGCCAUGGUAGUCCUUCACGAGAACGUAGCAAUAGUAAUAAUGACGAUAAAAUGCCCAUGCUACGUUCAAAAAGAUUGCUUUCGCUGAAUUCGAGUUUGAGAAGAAAUUUAGCGGCUCCUAUUAAAGGCUCAACCUCAAGUGAAAAUUCUGGAAAUACUAAAUUAAAGAUAGAUGAGUUUGGUAAUAAGGCUUAUGGUUCAUAUCAGUUUUAA